AAAACUUAAUAUAAAAAAAAAAAAAGGUUCAAUUGAUCUGUCUUUGUCAGUAUCAAGGGGUUUUAGCUUAAACCCGUAAUGGCUAUGAGGGCGGUGGCUGCGCAUCGCGGCUUGAGGCGGCUCUUCUCCACUUCUCCUUUUCCUUCUUUUAACCCUCCUCCGUCCGCCGCCGCGGCCUCUCAGCAACCGAAGGCCGAACCCAGCAGCAACCUUUUUGUCUCAGGACUUAGUAAGCGCACAACUACUGAAGGACUCAAGGAAGCCUUUUCUCAGUUUGGUGAAGUGGUUCAAGCUAGGGUAGUGACUGAUCGAGUGUCUGGAUAUUCCAAGGGCUUUGGUUUUGUAAGAUAUGCAACCUUGGAGGAUGCUGCAAAAGGUAUAGAAGGCAUGGAUGGCAAGUUUUUGGAUGGGUGGGUUAUAUUUGCAGAAUAUGCAAGACCUAGAGCACCACCAACGCCUUCCUCUGACAAUAUGUCUUCUCAAUAUGGCCACAACAUGUCUUCCCCAAAUGGCCGACAGUGACUUAUACAUUCACAAAACAAGCUGGUAAUCCUUUACACUGGCCUUCGUCAGUGAGCUCUAUUUAUGAAUGGUUUUCUGAUUUCUGUUGGUUGGCCUUCUAUCGAUGGAAACCAUGCACUUUGGGGGAACAUCAGCUUAAUAAGUGAACUGUGUAAUGAAUUCAGAAAUAUAUUGAUUUGAACUCAUCCAUGUUGUCAUUGUUAAGGAUAAGACUCUCCUAAUUUGUUAUAAUUUUAUUGCACUGUAACUUGCCCUCA
Molecule: messenger RNA, 779 nt
Organism: Mangifera indica (mango)
Lineage: Eukaryota; Viridiplantae; Streptophyta; Magnoliopsida; Sapindales; Anacardiaceae
Product: organelle RRM domain-containing protein 2, mitochondrial-like
Exons: 4
Coding region: 79-522 (147 amino acids)
Biological process (GO): mitochondrial mRNA modification
Cellular component (GO): mitochondrion
Molecular function (GO): RNA binding
Source: RefSeq, a predicted model, not a curated record